Echinostoma caproni is the source of this 255-nucleotide messenger RNA. The record is from the annotation of a GenBank genome assembly. NCBI's taxonomy places the organism in Eukaryota, Metazoa, Platyhelminthes, Trematoda, Plagiorchiida, Echinostomatidae.
UUUUGGGAACACUGUUUAGGUACCAUGCUUCCCGGCGAAGUAUCUUCGUUCACGGUUCCGGUUGAAAGAUUGGGCGCCUUCCCGGCAGUGAAUAAAAAGUUACGGGACUACAUGAUGGACAAAAAGGGCAAUGCUGUAAAACACUGCUGUGGUUUGAUGGGCUUGCAACAACAAGGCGGACUGGGAUACCCCGAUUUGGAUGAAUUGAUGAUGAAGCCGGAACCACUGGAGUUUAUUUUUGAACUUGUCCGGUGA